This is a messenger RNA of Exophiala xenobiotica, 1587 nucleotides long. RefSeq lists its product as uncharacterized. The record is from RefSeq and is a predicted model, not a curated record. Gene Ontology annotation, molecular function: oxidoreductase activity. Bases 81 to 1496 code for a protein of 471 amino acids. Lineage: Eukaryota; Fungi; Ascomycota; Eurotiomycetes; Chaetothyriales; Herpotrichiellaceae. The transcript is spliced from 2 exons.
GGGUCGAGUGGCACGAUGGCCAAUUCGUGUGUUGGAGUCGCUGACGUUUUAGCUGCUGCAUUCGACCCCCGGAAAAGAAGAUGUACGACGCCAUCAUUGUCGGCGCUGGCCUCGCCGGACUGCAGGCCGCAUUGACGCUCCGGCAAGCGGGACUCAAAUAUCUUGUCCUUGAGGCACGCGAUCGUGUAGGCGGCAAGACCUUGACUCUCAAGGCGAGCGAUGGCACCAUCAAGUCCGAUCUUGGCGCCGCUUGGAUCAAUGACACCAACCAGAGUCGAAUGUGGGAAUUGGCCCAGGACCUCGGACUGCAUACGUUCACGCAGAACACGACGGGAGAUGUCGUUGUGCAGGAUUCUGAUGGCAGUCUGGUGAAAUUCCCAUAUGGUGAUGUGCCGAAGUAUCCGUCAGCACAAGAUACCGACUCAUGCGUGGCUAUCCGAGACCUGGUCCAGAAGCUGUCAAUCGGCACCUCCCCGUCCAUUUUCUCAGCAGGCCCUCACCGCCAACAUCUCGACUCGAUGUCAUUCGAAGCAUUCCUUCGUGAAUCAAAGGUCACCGACAAAGCGUUCGCAACCGCCCAAGUCUGGACGCACGCCAUGCUCGGAGUUGAUCCGUCCGAGGUGUCGGCCUUGUGCUUCAUCGAAUACUGCGCCGCUGGCGGCGGCCUGAUGACCAUGCGUUCCGACUGCAAGGAUGGCGGGCAGUACUUGCGUAUCCGCGAGGGUACACAAGCAUUCUGCACGGGCAUGGCUGCGAAGCUGAAAUCGGGAUGUCUCAAACUGAACAGCCCUGUCGUUGGUAUCACCCAGAAACCGGACGACUCGGUGUCUGUGUCAACGAAAGCCCCAGACGGGCAGACGUAUCAGGCUCGCAAAGUCAUCAUCUCGAUUCCCACGCCAGUGUUCAAGACGAUAGCAUUCUCUCCACCUCUUCCCGCCGCCAAAGCCGCCGUGGUCAAUCAUACGCGGUAUGGCUUCUAUACGAAGUAUAUCAUCAGCUUCACCAAGCCCUUCUGGGUGGAGAAAGGCUUCUGCGGUCUAGCGCAGUCAUUCAUCGGUCCGGUAUCUGUGAUCCGCGACACCAGCAUCGGGGACGAUAAUUACUGCUUGACUUGCUUUGUCGGCGGGAAGUUUGGUCGAAAGUGGGCAGCGCAGGAUGAUGAAGUGAAGAAAGCCUCGGUACUGAAACAGAUCGGCGACAUCUUCGCUGAUGGUCGGGACAUUACGCCGUUCUUCAAGGAGGUAUAUGAGUCACCUUGGAUGAAUGAGGAGUAUUCUGGGUUUGGAUGUCCAUGCCCGUCUAUGCCACCUGGAGUGCUUGGUGAAGGAUGGGAUGCGUUGUGUGCACCCGUGGGCAAUUUACAUUUUGUCGGCACGGAGUUUAGUAGGGUCUGGAGAGGGUAUAUGGAGGGUGCAGUCCGGACGGGCGAGAGUGGUGCUAUGACUGUUAUACAGGAGUUGAAGGGAGGGCAAAUUGGGAUGAGCGCGAAGUUAUAGUUGGAUGUGCAAUGCCUACUCCGUACCUAAGGUAGGUAGCAAACAACUUGAAACAGGCCUCUUCCUCACAAACCUGAAGUCUUUGUACUUU